Molecule: messenger RNA, 5173 nt
Organism: Jaculus jaculus (lesser Egyptian jerboa)
Lineage: Eukaryota; Metazoa; Chordata; Mammalia; Rodentia; Dipodidae
Gene: Rassf2
Product: Ras association domain family member 2
Exons: 13
Coding region: 277-1257 (326 amino acids)
Biological process (GO): positive regulation of protein kinase activity; positive regulation of JNK cascade; signal transduction
Cellular component (GO): cytoplasm; nucleus
Source: RefSeq, a predicted model, not a curated record
CCACCCUCCCAGUCUUGGGGGACUGAGCGGGUCCCGGGGAUCCCCGGUCGAGGAGCGGCUGUAGUCCCCCCUCAGCGGCGCCCCCACUUUCCAACUCCACUCACGGCUCCCGGCUGCGCGCGCGAGAUGCAGCUGGCCCGGGACGCAGGCGCCGGAUGCUGGGCGCAAGGUGUCUGGAAUCCAGCGGGCUAGAAGGAAUUUUCCCAGAGAGCAGAGGCUGAAGCUGCAAGGACCAGCGCCAAGGGCUUCUCCUUCUGAUGAAGAGAGAAAGGAAGAAUGGAAUACAGUCACCAAACUUCCCUAGUCCCAUGUGGGCAAGAUAAAUACAUUUCCAAGAACGAACUUCUCCUCCAUCUGAAGACCUACAACCUAUACUAUGAAGGCCAGAACCUGCAACUCCGACAUCGAGAGGAAGAAGAAGAGCUCAUCGUGGAGGGGCUGCUGAACAUCUCGUGGGGGCUGCGCCGGCCCAUCCGUCUGCAGAUGCAGGAUGACCACGAACGCCUCCGCCCCCCGCCGUCCUCAUCCUCGUGGCACUCUGGCUGCAACCUGGGCACUCCGGGGACCAUCCUGAAGCCCCUCACCAUCCCCAGUGUUCAGGUCUCAGAAGUGGAUGGACCUCCCGAGAACAAGCAGGCGCCCAGCCCCACAGACUCUAGGGGCCUGAAACCCGUGCAGGAGGACACCCCCCAGCUGAUGCGCACUCGCAGUGAUGUUGGGGUACGUCGCCGUGGCAAUGUGAGGACAUCCAGUGACCAGAGGCGAAUCAGGCGCCAUCGUUUCUCCAUCAAUGGCCAUUUCUACAACCACAAGACGUCAGUGUUCACGCCAGCCUAUGGCUCUGUCACCAAUGUCCGCAUCAACAGCACCAUGACUACCCCACAAGUCCUGAAGCUGCUGCUCAACAAGUUCAAGAUUGAGAAUUCAGCAGAGGAGUUUGCUUUGUACGUGGUCCAUACCAGUGGGGAGAAACAGAAGUUGAAGACCACCGAUUACCCCCUGAUUGCCCGCAUUCUCCAGGGCCCAUGUGAGCAGGUCUCCAAAGUGUUCCUGAUGGAGAAGGACCAGGUCGAGGAAGUCACCUAUGAUGUAGCCCAGUACAUCAAGUUUGAGAUGCCCGUCCUUAAAAGCUUUAUUCAGAAGCUCCAGGAGGAGGAAGACCGGGAAGUAAAGAAGCUAAUGCGCAAGUACACAGUUCUUCGGCUAAUGAUUCGUCAAAGGCUGGAAGAGAUAGCUGACACCCCCGCUACUAUCUGAGCCACAUGAACAAGGGGAACCCAAGUACCCCAGGAUGCUCCCUAGUGCUUUCCCACUGCUUCCAAGACUCUCUGGAGGAUCCCUGGACAGUGCCUCUGAAGGAAGAUGGCCUUUCUACCACAGGCACGCUCCUGUCCUCCACCUUCUUUGGAAGGUUCACAGCUGUGGUCUCAUUAUGCAUUUUCAAAAUGACAGCGGUCUGUCCUACUAAACAUUUUGCUGGUGAUCUCUUAGCAAGCCUGGCUUACCAGCACUGUGGCGGUGUCGGGGAGAACGCUAGGGGGGCUGAGUCUCAACCCUACACCUCAGAGAACAUAAAAACGGCACAGGAUUGAGGUACAGGAAGCUGGAGCUGGGGGCAGGCAAGGUUUUCUUUAUUACAGAUGGGAAAGAGUAGUUUUCUUCAUGCAACUGACAAAUGAUUUAGACAAUUUCGCUUCCAGUUAUUUUUAUCUUGAAUGUUCAAUGCUUGCAUUGCUCUAGUGAUUCUCCUUUGGGAGCAGGGAGGAAGAAGUUCCACAAUACAAAUUACUAACCACUAACUUCUUUCAAUUUGGAAAGAUGUUUAAGCUUACUAGGAUUAGGGAAGUGCAGAUGAAUAUAUUAAGUUAUCUCCUACUUGCAAGAUAAAAAUUCAAAAGCUCAACUGCUGUUAGUGAGGACAGCUGAAGGAAGUGUGAAGCGGGCAGGUUGCUGGGAACGUGAACUAGAGCACAGUGUCCGGGACCUGGAAAGGCUUUCCAUGCUGGGGUCCGGCAACUCCAUCUCCAGGUGGCAGCAAAUGGUGAAGGGGUGAUUUAUGAACGUGAGGAUGAUAAGAUUUUAGAAAUGUAAUUGCUUCUAAGUAGGGAAACAAGUACUUUCAUUACAUAAGACUAUUAGAUGAGUAGCCAGAAUAAAUGAACUAGAUUUCCAUGGAGAAAAUUCAAAAGUACAAUGUUCAAUGAACAGAGAAGGUUGUAAAAGAAUAUAUAUGUGUGUGAAUACCACUUAUGUAACUUGUUUAAAUAAUUCAAGCAAUAGUAUGCAAUAUUAACUUUUAAAAUGGAUUAUAAUAAUGUCAGAUUUGCCUUCCAGGGACUAUUUGGCAAUGUUCAGAGACAAUUUUGGUCAGUAAUAUGAGGUAGUGGCAUGGGGACAUUGUUGCUAUUGACAUCUAAAGAAUAUUGAAUUAAAUGACCUAUCAGGCACAGAGCAGCCUUCUACAAUAAAGAGAGGUCUAGAUCAAGCAAGCACCUUUAGCUGCAGAGCCAUCUCUCCAUCUCCUAAAGAAAAGUGUAGAUCAUCCACUGAGAUAUAUAAUGUAUCAUCACCAUUCAGGGGCGUUAUUCACAACAUAUCAGCUGCAGGGGAAUGGGGUGAGAGGAGUCUUUUUUAGUUGUAUUCUUUCAUUUCUUUUUAAAUACAUAUUUUUAAAUUUUUUGACCCUUUCAUACAUAUAUUUUAAUGCAUUUUGAUCAUAUUCACCUCCUUUAUCCUCUCCUAGUCUCCUUCUAUGUCUACCGAACUCCUUCUUUUUCCUAAGUCCCCCUCCCAUAUUAGUUCUUGUUUGUAGGAACCACUGAAUUUAAUUAGGGUUGCUUGCAUACACAUGGGUAGGGGGUACUUACUGGAGUAUGGUCAGUUUACCAGUGGCUAUACCACUGAAGAAAGUGGCUAUCCCUCCUCUGGCAACAAUUACCUGCCAGUAGCUCCUUAGGGAGAAGUGGCUCCUUGUGAGCCCAUCCACGUCCAUGAUGGGGUGUUGAUGGGGCAAGUCUUGUGCAGGUAAGCACCACACUGUGUGCUCAUGAGUACAGUGGCCACGUUGUGUCCAGAAGAUGUGGUUCCACAGCACUCCUCACCAUCCUCUGGAUUUUACAUUCUUUCUGCCCCUUGAGGUUUCCUGAGGCCUGGAGGGAGUGAUACAAAUGUUCUGUUUGGGUUGAACACUCAACAGUCACUUUGUCCAGUCAUGAGUCUCCACAAUAGCCACUGCAAAAAAGAAGCUUCUCCGACCAAAGCCACUGUUACUCUAUGGAUGACUCUUGUUGGAAAGCUAUUCCUGUCUUUUAAGAGUUUUCUAUAGUUUGUGCUCGCAUGGUGAUAGUGUUAAACACAGAACUAUUGCAGAAUAUCAGGUUAUCAUGUCAUGUCCCAGGAAGGCUGUACUAUGCGUAGAUGGAGUUCAGGGUGGCAUGGAGAAUGCACAGCUUAUCCCACACACUCUCACUAGUGCCAGCCACCCUGUGCCAUCGGCCCCACCCCUAGAGAUCAUUUCUCUCAUCCUAAUAAUGGGUCUUUGGAAACUUUGGCCAUGGCUGUAGCUCAGCGGCACCUGCCUAACAUGUAUGAGGACCUAAGUUCAAUUCCCAGUAACUUCCUCCCUUCCCCACAAAGAAAAAGAAAGAAAAAGAAAAAGGAAAGAAAAGGAACUUGGUUUGGGGAUAGAAUGCAUGCUUGGUAUAUAUAAAGUCCUCCAUCAACUAACAACAACAACAACCCCAAAAUGAAGUUUGGAGAAUGUAAACUAGCAGCUGAGACAGGCACAUGACCACCUCUUGAACCGUAAUUUGUCACUAGUGUCACACGGCCUUGCAGCUCUGAAUUGCUCAACUGAUUUGUGUGGAUUUAUGUAAUUGUGCACAAAAAACCUGAAAUCAUGUGAGGAAUAAAAGGCUAGUGCCUACAGGUUUUUAAAUCUGGCUUGUAAAAAGCAGUUUAGCUGUAUCUGCCUUGCUUUUUCCUUGCAAAGGUUUAUGUUAAAAAGUGAUCAGGUGAAGACCAAACUGGAGUCCAUCUGGCUGAGGUGGUGGAAUUAAGCACAAGGUCACAUUCUUGGUGAUCAUAUGAGUAGGAAGGAAGGCGACUUAAAGAGUGAGAGGUGUUACUUGGGAAGGAGCUAAGCCCUGGUGAUGGCCUGCCCUGGCCGUGAGUGUUGAUGAAGGGUGCACACACCCUGGUCGCUAAACUGGAUGGACUUCAGCUUCAAGCUGAGGUUGAGAUGACAGGGUCUGCCAACCCACCCCUGAGAAAAAAGAAACCAAGAUCAAGGUUUUAGUCCAAGACAGGAAGAAAUAUUUGCAUGCUUCUCUACUUACCAGAAGAAAAGUUUCUCCCAGCAACUACUGGAGAAAGGCGUUUUAUCAUCUUAUCUGUGGCAAUGGUCCUCUAAAUCUAUUCUCUGUGCAAAAGAAUGUUGACAGUAACUGUUGGAUGGUUCUCUGGUAUCAGGAGGGUAAAAGAAGAAUGAUAAAAAAAAAAAAAACAGGGCAAGAAGCACUCAAGAAAAGAAAGCAGCUUAAAAAAACAAUAAACCCACAUUUUAUUUCAAAGCUUUAUGACAUGGAGAACUUGGUGUCAGGCAUACAUUUUUAAGCAAAUUUAAGUGUCCUACAGUGACCACACCCAUGGCAAGGACAGAGCGGGAGCCAGGAGACUGCCCUAACACCACUCCUGCAGCAACACACACUAGUCCAUUUCUGCUCAGGCUGUUUGACAUUAAGUCUGGCUUGUGUCAGAUGAGAUGGAAGGUCCUGCAGAGGUGAAAAACAUGAAUGUGACACCCCUUACCAUGUCUUGGGACAUUAAAGCGCCUGCCCCUCACAGUGUUUAAAGUGAACACAACGAUGCACGUGCUGUGAUGGGAAAGCCUCCAUCACCCCUCCUCACAGACGUGCAUCCAGGCUGAUGGUUUCUGGGGUGUGGUUAGCACUUCUUGAGUGUUUCCCCUUGUUUUCCUUUUGUGAGGGUGUCUUCUCUUUCACAGCUUGCCUUUCAGCAAUGGUACAUGACCUGGUUCUGUGGUUGUUUCCAAUUUCAGCAUCUUAACAUAACUUGACAAGGCUUCAGUAGGAAGCCACAGUUUUGUAACCUUUGGAUAAUUUUUAAAGCACUGGCUUAGAUUUUAUUUAAAUAAAGCAUUUUUCAAAGAGAA